CUUACAGCUCUGCUGAUUGGACCAGAGUCUCUCAUACGAUCUCUCCACUUCAUCUCCUCCUGAAUAUAAAGAGGUGAUCCAGCAGUCCAGCAUCACUGUCUGCUUGGGAAGAUCUCCACAGAGUUCUCCACCACCUCAGCAGAAGAACCCAUCCACAAGAUCAUCCACCAGAGGACAAGAAUAUCUUGUUAAUUGUCUCUGCCGUCAUGGCGAUCCGGUGCUCCUCCUUACUCCUUGGGGUCAUGUGUCUCCUCAGUGUCCAGCUAGCUGGUGCUGAUGUUGCUGUUGGAGAUGAUCUCAACCUUCCUCCAUCUCUUGGCUCUGUGGGAGAUAAACAACCUGUUCUCAAAGCCUCUGGUUGGAUACCAUAUGGACCACGCCAGUUCAUGUUCUUUGCCAUCGAAAAAACCUGGGAGGAGGCUGAGAGCACCUGUGUGGAGUACGGCGCUCAUCUGGCUUCAGUGCACAGUGAGAAUGAAGACUCUUUCAUUAAGCGUCUGAUUUACAAUCAGGCUGGUUCUGAUCGUCCCUCGUGGCUCGGUGGCUACAACAGUCACAUAGUUCCACAACGCUGGUACUGGACAGAUGAGUCUGCUUUUGACUUCUCUCCCUGGACCCCAGGCCAGCCAGAUGGCUCUGGACACUGUCUGCAGACCAACUUCAAAGGUGGCUGGGAUGAUCUUGACUGCAACAGUAAAAUUCCUUUUGUCUGUGCUCGACUGGUCACGAAAGGGGCUAAUACAGCUGGUACAAGUGAUGCCCAGCUCGCUCCCGCUCCUGGCACUGUGGAAACAAAACAGGCAGUUGACGCUAAAUCUGCAUGGACAUCAUAUGGACCACGCCAGUUCAUGUUCUUUGCCAUCGAAAAAACCUGGGAGGAGGCUGAGAGCACCUGUGUGGAGUACGGCGCUCAUCUGGCUUCAGUGCACAGUGAGAAUGAAGACCGUUUGAUUAAGCGUCUGAUUUACAAUCAGGCUGGUUCUAAUCGUCCCUCGUGGCUCGGUGGCUACAACAGUCACAUAGUUCCACAACGCUGGUACUGGACAGAUGAGUCUGCUUUUGACUUCUCUCCCUGGACCCCAGGCCAGCCAGAUGGCUCUGGACACUGUCUGCAGACCAACUUCAAAGGUGGCUGGGAUGAUCUUAACUGCAACAGUAAAAUUCCUUUUGUCUGUGCUCGACUGGUCACGAAAGGCACUGUGGAAACAAAACAGGCAGUUGACGCUAAAUCUGCAUGGACAUCAUAUGGACCACGCCAGUUCAUGUUCUUUGCCAUCGAAAAAACCUGGGAGGAGGCUGAGAGCACCUGUGUGGAGUACGGCGCUCAUCUGGCUUCAGUGCACAAUGAGAAUGAAGACUAUUUCAUUAGGCGUCUGAUUUACAAUCAGGCUGGUUAUAAUCGUCCCUCGUGGCUCGGUGGCUACAACAGUCACAUGGUUCCCAAACGCUGGUACUGGACAGAUGAGUCUCCUUUUGUCUUCUCUCCCUGGACCCCAGGCCAGCCAGAAGGCUCUGGACACUGUCUGCAGACCAACUUCAAACGUGGCUGGGAUGAUCUUAACUGCAACAGUAAAAUUCCUUUUGUCUGUGCUCGACUGAUCACGAAAGGGGCUUAUGGUGAUGUUAAAAUUGGUGCCCAGCUCCCUCCAUCUCUUGGCUCUGUGGGAGAUAAUCAACCUGUUCUCCGAGCCUCUGAAUGGUUAUCGUUCGGAUUGCGCCACUUCAAAUUCUUCACCGUCCAAAACACGUGGAAGCAGGCUGAGAGCACCUGUAAGCAGUUCGACGCUCAUCUGGCUUCAGUGCACAAUAAGAAUGAAAACAAUUUCAUUAUGAGUCUGAUUCACACUCAGGCUGAUGGAGUGUGGCUCGGAGGCCACACUGACGGAGAUUCCGGUAUCUGGUUUUGGACUGAUUUCUCUGAUUUUGACCACACUAACUGGAGCCCAGGUGAGCCGAACGGCUCCGGAAAGUGUCUGAAGAUCUACAACAACGGUGGUUUGGAAGGCUAAACUGACCUGACCUGUUCCUUCCAGUACCCUUCUGCAUGUAUCAGAAAUCACUUAUAAUAAUCAACUCUUCAGCUCUGAGAGCCCCAGAUAUUAAACAUAAAAGAUUAUUAUGAUCAUGUGUUUCAGUUUCUAUGUUUGAUCUAAAAGCAAAGAUCCAGUAACACUACAUCACUGUAAUCUGUGUGUACAAGGGGCUGUGAUUGAUUUCAAAUAAAAUUCAGCAUUGCAUAAUUCCUGCUUCCUGACUGAUUCAUCACCCAUCUGUGUUAUUA
Molecule: messenger RNA, 2281 nt
Organism: Colossoma macropomum (tambaqui)
Lineage: Eukaryota; Metazoa; Chordata; Actinopteri; Characiformes; Serrasalmidae
Product: macrophage mannose receptor 1-like
Exons: 21
Coding region: 207-2009 (600 amino acids)
Molecular function (GO): signaling receptor activity
Source: RefSeq, a predicted model, not a curated record